Messenger RNA from Zootoca vivipara (common lizard), 13647 nucleotides. It is a transcript of the gene OMA1, whose product is annotated as OMA1 zinc metallopeptidase. Gene Ontology annotation, molecular function: metalloendopeptidase activity. The record is from RefSeq and is a predicted model, not a curated record. Gene Ontology annotation, biological process: mitochondrial protein processing; protein quality control for misfolded or incompletely synthesized proteins. Lineage: Eukaryota; Metazoa; Chordata; Lepidosauria; Squamata; Lacertidae. Gene Ontology annotation, cellular component: mitochondrial inner membrane.
AACCCUGAUAAACAAAAAGAAAACAUUAUGAGCAUGUGUAGUUUCACAUUUUAAACUCACUCAACUUGUCCGUGUUUUUGCUCACUUCCUACUUUAGGCUAUUCACCAACUCUCGGCCUAACCUACGUCAUAAUGGCUGUUGUGAAGAUACAGAAGGUGGUGUAAUACGGCUGCAAAGGGGAAUUUAGUGCUUGCAUCAUUUAUUUUGUUGACAUAUUUAUAAACCAUACUUUCCUAUGAAAAAUCACAAGGUGGCGUUUCGAGUUCGCUCCCAGGUUGGUGGGGGACUGUGGAAAGCAGAGUGAUCUUCUUUUGAGCUGCUUUGGGCAGGAGUUGGCUGUGCUGCCAAGUUCUCCACGGGGAACUUAGUAGCACAGCUGAACCCGACAGGAUCACCCUCAUUACCAGUGACAAGAAGCCUCCUUUGCUGGGGCACUUGAAGGCUCCUGAUUGUGCAAAGGCAGCUGUGUUUCUACCAGCCCCACUCCUCAUGUUGCAGGUGUGGGGCAGUUGGGCAUGGUUUUAGGAAAAUGGCUUUGUGCCCCAAACAGGAAUCCAUGCAGAGUCAAAUUAGUCCUGCAGGUCAGAGGUUUCCCACCCCUGAGCUCAGUGAGCCUAGUGCAUCUCUGCUUUCCAGCCACUCAAAACUUUUCACAGCUCACUGCUUGGUUCCUUUAAUGCCUCCUUAGCUCACAAGUAAACUCUGGUUCUGUAUUGGAUGACAGGCUAAGGGCAAGAAAGUUUAUUAUACCACUUUUAUUUGUCUUGGGGUUAACUGAUGUGCUCCUAGGCCAGGGGUCAGCAAUCUUUUUCAGCUGUGGGCUGGUCCACCAUCCCUCAGACCAUGUGGUGGGCUGGACCAUAUAUUGAAAAAAAAUGAAUAAAUUCCUAUGCACCACAAAUAAUCCAAAGAUGCAUUUUAAAUAAAAUCACACAUUCUACUGAUGUAAAAACACCAGGCAGGCCCCACAAAUAACCCAGAGAUACAUUUUAAAUAAAAGGACACAUUCUACUUAUGUAAAAACAAGGUGAUUCCCGGACCGUCCGCAGGCCGGAUUGAGAAAGCUAUUGGGCCGCAUCCAUCCCCUGGGCCUUAGGUUGCCUACCCCUGUCCUAGGCUCUAAUUGGGGUAUGCUCUGGGCCCUGCAGCCACUGAAAAAUAUCCUCUUUACACUAUGGUCUAUUAUGGCAUAACUUGGGCAAGGCCUCAUCACCAUAGCAACCACUUGUUUGUCUUCCCCUAAUUUUGAAAUCCAGAUGUUCAGGAGGAGAAAAAUCUCUGUCCCCGCUUGCAACAGGAAACACUGUUCAUGAGCCACUGUUUAAAGGUUUCUCCCAUUUGUUUUCUCCAGUACCCCUGGCCUCCGUAAGAACAUACCUACAAGGGCUGCCGGAUUUAUAAAGGACUGGGCUAUGGGAAAGCCACCACACAUGGACAUUUCCCAGUGUUACCUACUUGCAUGUAAAUGCACUUGCAAUGUACGUGUGCCCAUUUGUGCCCAUUUGAGGGUAGUGUAAGUGCCCCAACACACUUCUGAACCAUCCAUCGCUGGUGUACUAAUGGAAGUAGCGGCAGAUCCGCAUCUGGCAAGCAUGGCCGUAGUCAGGACUUUUGUGGGGGGGGACAGAUGUGAUUGGUCAGUUAGUUAGUUAACAAUUUCUAUUUGUUUUAUUUGAUCUGGGGGGGGCAUAGCUGCACCCCCUUGGCUACGCCCAUGCUGACAAGCACAUUUAAAAACCUUGUUGUACACAUGCCACCCGCAGCCACCGCAUAUGGCAUAUUUCUGCAUUGCAGGGGGUUGGACUGGAUGACCCUCGGGGUCCCUUCGUUACAAUUCUAUGACUGCAUUCCAUCACUCCGGACUGCCGGUAUAUAGGUGCAGAAUCACAUCUCUGAAUCUCCUUCACGCUCAACUCGCUCACAAUAAACACAGCGGCUGGAGGCGGCCUUCUCUCGGUCGCGAAACAGGGAAACUCCGCCACCGAUUGGCUCCCUCCCCAGCCCGGAAGAAAAGGAAAGCGGCCGCCCCAGCCGUAGUGCGCCGGGGGAAGAGGCCGCUUGGCAAGGCCUGGCGCACGGGGAGGGCGAAGGGCGCGCCUCUCCGCGGCCAAAGGGUUCCAGAGGUGGCCACUGCGUCUUUACGCGCAGCGCCCCUUAUCUCCAAGGUCGGGCGGGCGGCGAGUAAGGGGAAAGCGCUGGUAUCUCAAGCCCCCCCCCACCCCCGCUCCAUUACGUCUUCACUUGCUGGAGGGAUCGCCAGCCGCCGGAGCAGAGGAUCUUGCUCCUCCCCCCCCUCCGCGCCUCGUCUCUGACUUGAGCUUUUGGCAACCUCGCCUCCUCCUCCUCCUGGAACGAGUUUGUUCUGUCGCGGCUGGUGUAACAGGUGUGUGAGAAAGAAAGAUGGCUGCUCUUAGUGGCUCAAGGAACUGUCUUUUAACUCGACUUACAUCUUUGGCCUGUUGGGGAAAGAGCAUUAAUCCUUACAAGUUUUCCAGCGAAGCCUUGAACAGCCACCAGCAUCAAGUGACUAAGUGCCACUCAUGGAACAAAAGUAAAAACAGAAGGCGCUACUUAAUGACUGAAAGUUCCAACACCUACAGUAACCUCAUUAAUAGAAGUCAAGUGUGGCUUUUGAACCCUAAGAAUGCAGGAAUUUUCAACGUCGCACACAGCUGUUCUAGGAGGCCUUGUAUUCUCUCUGAGCAAAGGGCAAGAGGACUUUCCUUUCAAAAAUCUCGACGCUUGACUGCUUCUCACGAUGUCCAGUUUCACAGGCCUUUCCACAGAUCUUCAGCAUUGAAGGUGGCUCCCGUUCCAAUCUUGUGGAUCCUAUUGAAGCCAGUUCAGAAAAUAUUUGCUAUCAUCCUUGGGAGGAGCAUAAGAAAAUGGUGGAGGGCACUUCCUCCAAACAAGAAGGAGCUGUUUAAAGAAGCCGCAAGAAGAAAUAAAUGGAAGAUAGCCUUAGGCCUGUGUACUUUAGGAGUUGUAUUUAUCCUGUUUUAUUUUACUCACUUGGAAGAGACACCAAUCACUGGACGUUCUCGGCUUCUGGUGUUUCGGAAAGACCAUUUUGCUGAAUUGUCCCAGAUGGAGUAUGCCAUGUGGGUCGAAGAAUUUAAAAGCAGAAUGUUGCCUGAAACAGACCCCCGUUACCAGGAGGUCAAAGAAGUCUUUUUGCAUCUGAUUGACAGCAACAAGGAUUUUCCAGGACUCUCUGAGUUCAAGUGGACUAUCCAUGUGGUGGAGGGGCCAGACAUUAAUGCUGUUGUGCUUCCAAAUGGACAACUGUUUGUUUUCACUGGUAUGCUGUCUGCUGUGUCAGAUAUCAAUGAGCUGUCUUUCAUUUUGGGACAUGAACUUGCUCAUGCUGUUCUGGGACAUGGGGCAGAGAAGGCGAGCCUGAUGCAUUUUGUGGAUUUCGUGCUCCUCAUUUUUCUCAUAAUGAUUUGGGCUGCUUGCCCUGGAGACAGCUUAGCAAUCGUAGGCCACUGGCUCCAAUCUUGGUUUCAAGAGUUGCUGUUCAAUAGGCCAUAUAGCAGGACAUUGGAAGCUGAAGCUGACAAAAUUGGGCUUUGUUUUGCUGCUAAGGCUUGUAUGGAUGUAAGAGCAAGUUCUGUAUUCUGGCAGAAAAUGGAGCUCGCUGAGACUCUUACAGGGCAACCAAGAGUGCCAGAAUGGUUUUCUACACACCCCUCCCAUGAGAAUCGAGCUGAGCAUUUGGACAGAAUUAUUCCAGAGGCCAUUAAAAUCAGAGAGCGCUGCAAUUGCCCAGCUCUGCCUGGACAGGACCCACGCCUUGCUUUCAAACUGGCCAAGCAACAAAUUCUGCAAGACGAGGGAGGCCUAAACCUCACUCACGAUGCUCUUUACAGAACAAAGGAGAAGACACACGUGGACAUAGUAGCUGAGAAAUAACUCUGCGGGUAAAGGCAGAAAUGCUUCAUGGAUUAACGUUACCUAACUUCUCAAGGCAAGUACUGUGCUUUUCAGGAGACUGCUUUGGAAAUUUGAAGUGUCCAGACUGACAGACAGUGCUAUUAAUUCAUGGCCACAAUUUUUGACAGUGAUGUGGCUCUGGAACUCGGCUCUUGGAUGGAUUUGCAGAAGAAUGCUUCAUAUGCACAAGGAAUAUGAGGAAGAGAACAGGAAACCUUUGUCUGCAUGGGGGCGGGGGUGUUGAGCAGUGCCCCAGAGGGUACUCCCAUACAUAAUGCAUGUAUAACCAGGCUGCAAUAGCAAAUCCCCUUGUACACCAAAAUGUUAGUCUGACUAUCAGAACUAUGUCUUUUCCGAAUCAUGUUAUAAUCUCCUCCACCCCCCCACCCCCCGUUUCCCAAUGGAUGUCUCAAAGGGAUAUCCAGCUGAGUAUGGUGGGGAGGGCAGGGAUAUUGGACAAAUGGAAACAUUGCUUCUGUCUAAAUGUCUAUCCAAUGCAAUGCAGUUUUAGGUUGUAUCCCCAGGCUCCAGUUGGAUACAGAUCUGUCCCUUUGUCGCAAAUAAUGAAAUAGUACCCCUUACCUGUGUAAAUCCUCUUGAAUUUGUUGCAAGCUCAGUUAGUUUUGUCCAAUGAUAUUUAUAAAAAUAAUGUUAAUAAUUCGCUGCCUUUUACAAGGAUCAAGAUGCAAUAAACUGACCAGUGGUCUGUUUCGAAUAUCACCUAAUUGGUUGACCUGCUGUUGGGAUUCCCUCUCUUUGUACUCUCUAAAAGGCAGAUUGAGUCAACAUUUCACUUUGAAGCAAUCCCAAGGGACCGUGGAGUUAACCUUACAAUGUAAACAUGUUUGUAAGGCACAAGACAAAAUUUUAUUGGAUAAAACCUGACAUACAGCACUAAGGAGUGCAGUAGAUUAUUUGUCGGUGUCAUUUAAGUAAACAGAAUACCACUUGGAAAGGUUAAAUUAGUUACAGUAGACCUUGUCCUGGUCAGAUCAGUGCUUGAAAACCCAGUGAUUGAUGCUCAAGGAAACUCCCUGGAGUUGGAUGAUGUGCUGUGAGGUGCCUGCUAGUGAUUUUAAAACCACAUAGUCCAGGCACUGAUUUUUUUAUGGGUAAGCGUUUUGAGGCAUAACUUCACUGCUGACCCGCCACCCACGUGGAGUAAAUAAGACACAAGCACACAAGAUUUUAGGUUAAUGGAUAAAAUAAGGCCACCACUUUAUUGGUUAUAGUAUGUGAGUGGUAUUGGCUUAGGCAUUGGACAGGAACACAACACGUGACUCCACCAGACUAGUGUGGAGCUGGAAGCAGAGUGAGAAAAUUCCCGCUGCCGCAGCUGCUCAACAGCAGCCAGACUCCGCCUCCCAGCGAGCCCUAUUGGCCAGAUGAGCGGCUUAACACGGCAGCGAGGAAGGGCUGAUGCAGGGGGCCGAACACGCCCCCCUGCAAGCACGGGAGGCUGGCCCCACCCACAACUCCUCCCCUCUGGAAUGGAGGAGAGGUCUUACUGGACCAUAAUACUCCUUUGCUCCUUGUUGUCCUUGCAGAGUUCCUCAUUUUCACCUCAUGUUCCUGUUCUCCUGAAUAUGCCUGCAUUAAAGUUUCAGCCAUGGUUGCUAGAGUGCAUUUUGCUGCUAUCCAACACUGAAAUGGUUCUCUGAGUUCUAUCCUUUCUAUGGAGUGCAGACUAUUGGGAAAUAUACACACACACACACACACGUUAGCUUACUCUGGAAAACUGAAAUUCCUCCGCUUCAUACUGCAGAACAAAUAUUAAAUGCAGUCAUACCUCGGUUUAAGUACGCUUCGGUUUGAGUACUUUCAGUUUAAGUACUCCGCGGACCCGUCUGGAAUGGAUUAAUCCACAUUCCAUUACUUUCAAUGGGAAAGUUCACUUCAGGUUAAGUACGCUUCAGGUUAAGAACAGACUUCCGGAACCAAUUGUGUACUUACAACGGAGGUACCACUGUACAAAUUACUUGACACAGUACAUCAGAGAAAGGCCCAUGGCUUUCUACCUUUGAUCAACAGCAUGGUCCUGUAACAUUUAAAAGUUAUUUGUAUGUUCUUCUAUGAAAACCUGGGGAAAUGUGGGAUGAUGGAAGCUUUAUUUUUUUUCCCUGAUGAAAAUGUAAAAACAUGAAACAAUGCCACAUACACAAUAUUUUUGCACACUAUUUCCUCAAAUAGGGCCCCCUGGUUCCAUGUCCCCACUUAUUGUAGAGCAAGGCAGUGCCACAACUCUAAUAUUCACAAAACCUGCCAUUCCUGACAGGACAUUGAAGAGGGCCAGAUGAGGCUUCAAAUCGAUCUCAACUUUUAAGGGAGGAAGACUAUCUUCCAUUACUUAAGAAAGCUAGGGGUUGCCCCCAGUCACCAACAAGCCUUCAGGAGGCCAGUCUCUCUGCCAUCUACCAUUAGAUUGCAGCCAUAGUCAUGCCCACUAAUUUCAGUGGGUUUUCUCUGAGUAUUCCUUGGUGUGGAACAAACUGAAGGAGAUGAAAAGCUGCUUUUAAUUAUUGCAAACCUUCCAGUCUUCUGAAAGUCCAUGAAACUCAGAAUUGGCAGCUUUGGAUCUUUCAUACACUGCUUCAGAGAAACAAAAAAAUGAAACGAUCAAAAUGAACCUUCAGUCACAGAACCAAUAAGACUGCAGUGUUUUAUUAGACAUAGAGAUGGUAUCCGAAGCAGUCCCCUUGUUAAGGGUAGAGCUGCCUUGUCUUGUGAGACAGCACAACACCAUAUUUUUGCUUUUAAAUUGCCUCUUUGUUUUGAUUUCACUAAAAGAAAGCAUCCAGUAUCGACUGGACAAGAGUGAACUAACAAGCUCGUAAGUUGUAGUUUGUUUACUGACUUCAGCUGAAGAACAUCAACUCUCUGAGCAGUGCCAACACCUACCUAAUUUAUCUUGAUUUGGAGGAGGUAUUUUCAAGGUUAGCUCUGCCUCUGAUUGCCAGGCCUGAUUCUUUGUGUCUUGAUUUAGUGCAUACUGCUCCUAAGCCAUGUAUAUAGAUCAGUAUGCAAGAUGCCGGCAACAGGUAAAAGCUCACCUUGACCAUCUCCUGCCACUUCAUUCUUUUUAUUUGUAGUGACAGGAGAUGUUUGUUUUUUAAACAGAAAAGCUCAGAAAUUUGGCCACUGUCACAUAAAGUAAUCAGAAAAAUGCACACUGUGAUAGUUGUCCUCGCCCCCAGAUUUGUACAACUUCUUAUCUCAUUGAGGAACUGAGGUGAAUUGCUGUAGAGCACAAAAGGCAACUAAUUGCAAAGGCCUUUGUGAAUGUGCAGUUUUUACUUGGUUUUUAAAGUCACUCAGCAUCCCAGAAAGCUGGUGGCACUACCAAGAAUGCCUUGUUCCUAGUAUGGCACCUGUGAAAGUCAGUUCUUGAAAUUUAUUGUGUCUUCAGCUACAUACUGAGGAGGCAAUUGUUUAAGGUGCCUAGGCCCCAAACUGUUUACAGUUGUAAAGGUGACACCCAGCACUCCUCAAAGGGAGCAUGGAAAAUGCCUCACAUAAUGCAGACUGGACAAUGCCAAAAUAAUGUGCUCAGUCUUUUCCAACAAUCGGAUAGCUGCUUUUUGGUCCAAUUGAGGUUUCUGGGCAUUUUUGUGGGCUUCCCCAGGUAAACUCUGCUACAGGAGUCUAGUGAGGAAGUUAGUUACGCAUAAAUAACUGGCUAAGUCUGGCCUUUCCAGGGAAAGACAUUGCUGGUGGUAAGAGCUUGGGCGAGGGUACCAUCUUAAAUGGAUGAGGGAGGAAGAAGUGCCUAUACAUAACAUCAAACUUGUAAAGAAUGUGUGUUCUUAUGUGUGCUUUUCAGAGGCUUUUUAAUACCUCUAGUCAAGCUUCCAAGUAUAUAUUUUAUUUAAAAAACGACUUUACAUUUCUGCAAUAUGUGUUACUCUGUGCCCUCGGAGAAAUUCCAGUCUUUACUGCCCUCUGUAAGGUAAAGGUAAAGGGACCCCCGACCGUUAGGUCCAAUCGCGGAUGACUCUGGGGUUGCAGCUCUCAUCUCGCUUUACUGGCCAAGGGAGCCGGCGUAUGGCUUCCGGGUCAUGUGGCCAGCAUGACUAAGCCGCUUCUGGCGAACCAGAGCAGCGCAUGGAAAUGCCCUCUGUAGUAGGAAUCAAUUGUAACUCGUGUGAAUGAGCUAUUACUGUUUCAGCUUAGAAGAAAGACAACCCCCCCCCCUACAAAGAAAGAAGCAACAGACAAGGUGACCAUAGCCUUAUUACAAGGCUUAGCAUUUCACAGUUGCCUGCAUAUCCUGUGGAUACUGUUUGAGUAUUUGUUUGCUGGGAGCAGACUAGAAUAAUAGAAUGGUAGGAUCACCUAUAGUGCAACCCUCUGCAAUGCAGGACCCUCUUCCCCGUUUAAGAGUUUUCCCUGCUCAUGGUUCAAAGUGUGGAGGCAGCAGAAGUGGCUGUGCUGCUUUCCCACCAGAAAAUACACCAUUUGACCCAAAGGUAUUUGUGUCAGGCAGUGCUUGUUGAGAAAAUGAAACAAAUGUCAAAGUUAACCCCUUUCCUGGUGCCCCAGUCUCAAUCCUUGACCUCCCCCCACACUUUCCCUAGGGCUUGUCCCAACUGGGCUUUGGUGACUAUGUGUUCGAGGCCAUUUGACCUGUAAAAUCAACUUUCCUUAAGUACCUUUGCCACUUCUGUCUUCUUGCCAAAAUAAAUUAAGAGCCUUGUUACCGGUAUGUUCUGAAAGCACGGAAAAGCCUUUAGCAAAAGCAAGAAACUAUCAUUUUGACCCUUAAUGGAAUCACUUCUAAAAUCCCCGCUAAGGAACAAUCACCUUGAUUUAUUGCAAUACAUCUCCAAGGCACAAUAAAAAGCAAGAGUUGCCAUGUUGGCCCAUAAGAAAACAAAACCAAACCCUCCGUUACUUUGCUUAGGAUCCACUAAAGUGCCACAAAAAUAGUAGCAAAGCUCUUUAGUUCUCUGGAAUUCAUCAGGUGAGAUAUUAGGAAGUGGAAGGAAUGAGGAAAAAUAAAAAGCAAGAAAAUAAUAAUAAUGAAAAGGCUGGAUGUUUAGGCUCACUUCCAACAUGAUGACUGCAAAUUCAAUAGGUGUAUCCAAGGUGUUAUAGGGAACAAGCUGCACACUAGGGCAGGGGUUCCCAACAAAAUUUUCUCGAGGACCCCUCAUCGAGCCGCUAUUGUGACAAGGACCACCAUUAAUUCCUAAUCCUAAAAUUAAAAAGUGAGAGCCAAAUUAAUAGUAUUUUUAUAUUUUAUAUUUAUACAUUUUUACAGUUACAACAGAGUACUCCAUCAGUAUACAGUUAGUUUUAAUUUUCAGUUCUUAAUGGGAUGAGUUAAAUCUGUCCUUUGAGUCCAUUAUUUCUGAAAUAUUAGGUUCCAAACUUGAAACUUUCAUUCUGAAAUCCGACCGCAUGUCGAGCCGAUUCCUAUAUUUGUUUUUCAUGAAACACAUGGAACUGUAGCUUCCGCGAAAAACAACGCUUUGUUUACAAACACUACUGUUUUGCAAAGAGGCAGCGCGCACCAGGGAGGAGGGAGGGGAAUGGAGAAGACAGGGUACCUGCGCAGUAGCGCACAAAUGAAGCCGACGCGCGCAAAGCAUCUUGGGGAGGUGAGCGUUAGUAGAAUGCGCGCGCUGCCUCUUUGCAAAACAGUAGUGUUUGUAAAGCGCCACCUAACGGCAUACAGCAGAACUACUGCCUCUAUCUAAUUCUAGUUUUGCGCUAGACUCUGCUCAUGCAGGAAGCGGCCAAAACAAAAAAUCUGUUAUCAUACGAAAUAUAUUUAAUAUAUUUUUUAUUCUAAUAGCAUCUUGUGGACCCCUCUGGCAAGGGGAGUGGGCUGUGUGUGUGUGUGUGUAUCCCUAAGAAUCCUGUAUCUUACAAUAUUUGGUCUACAUGGGAUGCCCACAGUGCCUUGCAAAAUUAACCAAUAUAACCAGAAAGUUUUGAGAAGAGAAGACUCCCUGGAAAAGACCCUGAUGUUGGGAAAGAUUGAGGGCACAAGGAGCAGGGGACGACAGAGGACAAGAUGGUUGGACAGUGUUCUCGAAGCUACGAACAUGAGUCUGACCAAACUGCGGGAGGCAGUGGAAGACAGGAGUGUCUGGCGUGCUCUGGUCCAUGGGGUCACAAAGAGUCAGACACAACGACUAAACAACAACAACAAACCAGAAAGUUUAAAGUAGCCAUUAAAUUUGAAGCCUUGCUGAAUUACUUUCUCUUUGUUCCUGUAUAAGAUCUUAGUAGUACUUGGUUAUGUGACCUUUUUGUAUUCAGUUGCAGGUGGAAGGGAUAAAGGAUUUUCUGUGCAUCCAAAAAGGAAGGCGGAAAUUGUUGUACAACACAAUACCUUGUAAAAUAACACACCACUUGACAAAACCCAGCUUAAGUGCAGUAAAAAAAUAGUGAUGGUUUUGAACUCCUUUUGCAUCCUUGACCAUCACUGCUCAGUGGCCAGUCAGCCCACUUCAAUUUUAAUACCUACCCUUUUAAACAAUUUCCUUAGAUGUGCUGGCGGAGUGCAUUAGUGCAGUUUUCCUCCUUCGCUGGCUUCUCUGUGCAGUGCCGAGUUUUAGAAAUUUGUUUUAUUUGUUGUAUAGCAAUGUAAGAAUCAUUUUACCAGGGGCUACAGGAAGUUUAGCAGUACCACGAGACGCAUAGCUGCCAAGUUUUCCCUUUUCUCGCGAGGAAGCCUAUUCAGCAUAAUGGAAAAUCCCUUAAAAAAAGGGAUAACUUGGCAGCUAUGACGAGACGUCUAAUAGCAUAAUAGUGGCCUCCCCAUAUAAAAAUAGCACCAUUGCUACUUGCUAAUGAAUGGCCCACAAUAAGGAGAUUACCAAAGCCUAUUAUUGGCUUUCUUCAAAAUAAAAACUCAUUGCAUUAGAGAGGCUGGCUAUAAAACUUGCAUUGUUCACUCAUUGUCCGGUGUUCUUAAAAACUUUAGAAGAAGAGUGGAGGGACAAGCUGGACUACAACUCCCAUCAUCCUUGACCAUGGCUCAUGCUGGCCGGGCCUGAUGGGAGUUGGAGUCCAACACCUUCUGGAGGGCCAAAUGUUUUCCAUCUCAGAAUUAGACAAUGAGAUCUGAACCAAGGUAUGCUGACCCUGGUAUAUAUGAGCAAUCAUUAAUUUCAGCAAGCAACAGAACAGCUGUGAUGGGAAAUGGAUGACAAGAAUGGAAGAUAGCAACUCUGUGCUUCUUUUAGUAAACUGCUUGGAACCUUGACUGAAUGACAGAAUCAUAUGAGACAUUGGCACCUUGGUUGAUAAGAACUCGAAAACAUUAUACCUAAAAAAAUGCAAAAGAUAACAACAAGGGCAUUAUAAUAGAUGUGGAAUUAUCAACAUUGUUUUGUUUUGAAGAAAAAUCUUGGAAUGUGGCAAAAUGACCAUGACUUUUUAAAAUGUCAGAAAAUCAGGGGUACUAGUUAAAUUUUGGACACACCUGUAGUCUGCAUUUUGUGGGGUUUUCCCCUAUUUAUGCAAUGAAGUUACCUGAAUUAAAUACAAUGAAUGAAUUACCUAAUUAAAUGAAAUUAGUUGAAUGAAAUUAUGCAUGAAAUGAAAUCUUCCAUUGUGGUGCCUACCGUGUUGACAUUAGGUGGGUGAGCUCUGAUGAUGAGAGCCUAUCUCCUGAUGGUUGCUACCAUCUCCUGAUGGUUGCUACCAAUUCCUGAUAAACCAAUUCCUGUGGGGUUGUUUAUUUUAUUCUUAAUGUUUAUUUUAUUCAAUUUUAAUGGAUUUCAAGAUUCCUGCUUUGCAGAGGGUUGGACUAGAUAACUCUCAUGGUCCCUUCCAACUUUUCAAUUCUAUGAUUCUACAAAAUAUACAUUUAAAAGGUGGAAAAUUCUGUUCUAGUUCCUGAUCAAUAGAAAAUGUCUACAGAAAAUCACCCCCCCCCCUGUUUCUUUCCUUGUUUCUUUCCUUGUAAUUGCCUAUUCAACUCUUCUUCAUGUGCUCCCUCCAUCCCCAGAUCUGGCUGGCUCAUUAUGAAUUUUAUUCCAAUAUGCAGGUAUUCUAGAAAACUUAGAAAUUCUGUUUCAUAACUAGGUGGGCUAGAAGAAGAGACCAACUCUUCACUCAGUCAAAUGACUCCAAUUGAUUUGUCAAUACAGUUAUAAUGCUGUUCUUACUAUAACACUAUUCUUAUAUUAUUUUCUAUGCACCAUAUAGCUAUCUUAUACCACUUUAUGUGCCUGUUUUGCUUCAAAGGUCAUAAUAUAUUCCAUGUGAAGGUAAUAACAUGUGUACUGCAUUACAUCGAUGGAUUUGUUUCAGUUACAGCCUGGAGUCUGUGCUCUUUAAUCACUGGUUAUACUUUACUCCCUGAACCACUGGGUUCCUAAUCUGGAAAUGUGAACCUGUAUUCAAUCACCAAAUCUAACACAAGUGAGCAUGAGACAUUGUCCAUGGGGUGGUUGAAUGUGUAGGGGACAAAAUAAUAGGUAGUGGGAGCUCAGGUAACAUGAGGAAAGGCUUGGGUAUAGAUAAAGCUUGGAAUCUAAAUAAUUGCACAGUUAUUUAUACAGGGUGAGGAUUUUCAUAUUCUGCCCCCAUCCAUGUAUCUCCAUUUCCCUCUACAGUCCCACAAGAAACAUCCGUUUUCUGGAAGCAAUGCGAUGUUACAGCACCGUCAGGUUAAUGAGAAGGGAGGAUUUGAACGCCAUAUGGUAGCAAGCAAGAGCAACUGACAGUUGUUAAAUGUGCUGAGUGCCUGACAAGCCUGAAAUUACACCCAACAAGCUCCCAACAUCCUUGCAUCCAUUUUGAGAGGAGGUCCAGUACGUUUUUGACUUCUGUUUCUAAAGCAGCAAGAGGCAGCUCCCGAAAGCCCACAGAAAGCCGUGAUUUCUAUCCCAAAUAUCAAACGAAAGUUGGUCACAAUGAAUAUCUCUGUGCCUUUGACGGCUUAAUUUCUAGGACAUCUCUGUCAGAUUCCAUUCAGCUCUCUGCCUGCCAGUCUGAUCCUCCUGCGAUUCCUCCAAAUCACUCUCUCCUACUCAUGUUGUAGCCUGUUUGCCCCAUUAUCGGGUAGUUGCUGCGAACAAUGUAGCGCUUAGGUGGCCUCUACCCUCCUCAAACACUUCCUCCCCCACUGUCUUCUGCAUUUGGUUUAAAGCUUGAGGUAAUUAAAUUUCUCUCUUUCCCCCCCUCUAGCAACAUUGAUCUAUAUUGGAUAUUUAGACUCCAGAGAAUCAAAGCUCUUUAUUCUUGCCUGGAAUAUGUUGCCCUCAGAUUUAUUCCCUACGUGCAUGGAAUAAAUGAGGAAGGACUAAUGUACUGGAGUCAUAGCAGCAAGAUUUGUUAACCACAAGAUGGCAGUUUGACUGCCUUGGCUAGACUUUUGUAAUUGAUGCAUGGAAGCAGCCUCAGAUUUUAGCCUGGCUUUGGCAGAGGAUCCUGAGCAUCUUCCUUUGGGGCUUUUAAAUGGUUUUAAAAGUGAGACUUGGCUCUCAGUAUUAAGGCUGCCAUGUUUUAAACAGGAGGCUUGUUGGGGAAUGCAUUGUAUGGGACAUAGCAUAUUUCUGAUGGCCUCUAUAUUUCUGGGAACUUUUCAUAUUUGCUCUUGCUUCAUCAACUCCUCAUAAGGAAGCUGUGCCUGGAGGAAGAACUGGGAGGGGAGAGACUUUGUCAGGCAAGGCCUCCUUCCACCUGCCUUGCUCCACCCUCUAGUCUCUGCUUAUCAAUUUGUAUUGUACUGUGGCUUGUCGUCGUUUUAU